Molecule: messenger RNA, 1392 nt
Organism: Closterium sp. Naga37s-1
Lineage: Eukaryota; Viridiplantae; Streptophyta; Zygnematophyceae; Desmidiales; Closteriaceae
Source: the annotation of a GenBank genome assembly
AUGUACCAAGAGGGCGAGGGCGGGUUGCGCUUCUACGACGUGGCGGCGGGCAAGGGCACGCUGGCGGAGCAGGGCGACCCCGUCGUGGUGCACUUUGAUGUGACGUAUCGCAGCCUCACCGUGGUGUCCAGCCGCCAGUCCAAGCUGCUGGGCGGCAACCGCGUCAUCUCCCAGCCGUACGAGUUCUCACUGGGCGCCAAGCCAGGCGCGGAGAGGAAGCGCGAGUACGCGGAGUCGGCCAACGGGCUCUUCUCCGCCCAGGCCACCCCCAAACCGCCCCGCGCGCUCUACAGCGUGGUGGCGGGCAUGCGCGUGGGGGGCAAGCGCACAGUGAUUGUGCCUCCAGAGCAAGGUUACGGCGACAAGGGCUUCGCUGAAAUCCCUCCGGGCGCCACCAUCCAGCUCACAGUGGAGCUGCUUGAGCCAUCUCACUGUCGCACUCGCUAUCUCCCUUCCCCUUUCCGUGGCGCUCCCUAUCUCCCCUCCCCUUCCCGUCGCGCUCGCUAUCUCCCCGUCGCGCUCGCUAUCUCCCUUCCACUUCCCGUCGCGCUCCCUAUCUCCCCUCCCCUUACCAUCGCCAUAGCUAUCUUCCCUCCCCUUCCUGUCGCCAUAGCUAUCUCCCCUCCCCUUCCCGUCGCGCUCCCUAUCUCCCCUCCCCUUCCCGUUGCGUUCAUUAUCUCCCCUCCCCUUCCCGUCGCGCUCCCUAUCUCCCCUCUCCUUCCCGUCGCCAUAGCUAUCUCCCCUCCCCUUCCCGUCGCGCUCCUUAUCUCCCCUCCCCUUCCCGUCGCCAUCGCUGUCUCCCCUCCCGUUCCCGUCGUGCUCGCUAUCUCCCCUCCCCGUCCCGUCGCCAUCGCUAUCUCCCCUCCCCUUCCCGUCGCCAUCACUAUCUACCUCCUCUUUCUCUCGUCGCGCUCGUUAUCCCCUCCCUCUUGUCGCGCUCGUUAUCUCCUCCCCUCCCCGUCGCGCUCGUUAUCUCCUCCCCUCCCCGUUGCGCUACUUAUCUCCUCUCCCUCUCGUCGCGCUCGUUAUCUCCUCUCCCUCACCAUCGCGCACGUUAUCUCCUCCCCUCCCCGCCGCGCUCGUUAUCUCCUCCCCUCCCCGCCACGCUCGUUAUCUCCUCCCCUCCCCACCGCGCUCGUUAUCUCCUCCCCUCCCCGCCGUGCUCGUUAUCUCCUCUCCUCCCGUAGCGCUCGCUAUCUCCCCUCCCAUCCUAUCGCCUCGGUCUUUCAUCUCUCCUCCCGCUGCCCUCGUAUUCUCCCUCCCUUCCCGUCGCCCUUGUUUCACCCCGUCGCUUUCUCCCAUCUCUCCCUUCCCGUCAGCCAUUCGUUUUUUCGGUCAGGACCCGUGUAUGAUGAGUUCGUGACUCUCACAGCCCUUGUCGCCUGCACGUAA